AUGGGUGGACUAGAACCAAUAAUUUAUCUAUCAAAAAAAGCUAGAGUAACGCUUACCCGUAACCUUUGGACAGAGGCAGGACUUUGUAAUGGUACUAUGGGAACUAUCAAAGAUAUAAUAUUUUCAGAAAGUCACAAGGUUACUAUGCUACCCAUUGCCAUAAUUGUACAGUUUAAUGAUGACUAUCUGGGACCAAGUUUUUGUAAAGACACACCUAAUUGUGUGCCUAUAUUCCCUGUCACAAGUUCCUCUAACACUCUUGGCAAUAACUUCGAAAGAGUACAGUUCCCAUUAAAACUCGCAUGGUCAAUGACAAUCCACAAGUCACACGGCUUAACUCUCAAAAAGUGCUGGAUUGACCUAGGAUCAACUGAAAAGGUUGCAGGUUUAACAUAUGUUGCAUUAUCAAGAGUUCGUUAACUCUCCGACACUGUAAUUGAACCACUUACUUUUGAAAGACUACAUGCAUUAAAAAAAACAUCUAAUUAUAAAUAUAGACUUCUGGAAGAAUCCAGGUUAGAACAAUUGGCACAACAUACAUUGCAAAAUAAAAGGAAAAAUGUGACAUAUUUUUAUGCAUCUCUUACAGUGAAAUGGAUAACUACGAAAGUCCAAAAAGAAAAUGAAGUUUGGGAAGUCAUCUCCUCCCUCCUCUCCAACCUCUUCAUCCUCUGCAAGUGAGUACACUAAAGAAAUCUUAACAUGAUUCCAGGGUCAGUGCUUACUGGGUUUACUGCGGCCCUGGCCAAUUGUUUUUAACCACAACAUAUUUCUUUUUUUUUUUCAAGAUAUUUAUUGAACUCCAAAAACUUCCUUUGGCUUUCACUGUUUCAUCUUGGGCCAGGCAAAAAAACAGGCCGUAACUUCACAUACAUGAAUUUGCUGAUAUGCAACAUAUGAUGCAAUGAUUGCAUAAUACUUAUAAGAGGAGAUUCAAAAUUUACCAGCUGCCUUCAAUCAAUCCAAACAAAGAAUUAUUUUGAGCAAAUAAUAUACCUGAUGUUAAGCAAAGUUUACAUAGAAAAUGUUUCUAGCAUUUUCAUAAAUAAGUUAACAAAAUAUAAAAUAAACAUUUUUUUUUCAGGCUUUACUGGAUAUGUACAAAGAGUAGACCGAAAUCGAAAAAGCCAGCAAGGAUUUACAUAUUACUUCGACAUCAUUCUACAGAUGGCAGUAGACCAAACGCAGAUGAUAAGAAUAAUGAUAAGUUCUAUGGAUGACACCAUGAAAAGCCAGCUUUUCAAAGACAAACAAAAAGCACAACAGCCCAUCACUAUAACCAACCUUAGGGUUGUUCAGAGUGGCAUGGUGUUUAUGCACCAGAACAGCAUUGUUAAGGAUGUCUCCACGAUGGCCAUUUCAUUUAAAUAUGUACCACCAGCAGCACCACCCCUGACAUCUGUAGCAGAUGUUUUAAAAACUAAGAGGCAAGGGGAUAUAGUCACAAUCUCAGGCUUAAUUCGAUGGGACAGUGAAGCUUCAACACCACAAAACUCUAAACGACCAGUAAGAGAUGGUAAAUUAGUAGACUCAACAGGAACUAUAGAUAUUUCGAUUUGGUCAGACCACACUUCUCUGUCAAGGAAGGGGAUUUCUUUGAGAUCUCCAACUGCACUGUAA
Messenger RNA from Pocillopora meandrina, 1620 nucleotides. The record is from the annotation of a GenBank genome assembly. NCBI's taxonomy places the organism in Eukaryota, Metazoa, Cnidaria, Anthozoa, Scleractinia, Pocilloporidae.